Molecule: messenger RNA, 13713 nt
Organism: Coregonus sp. 'balchen'
Lineage: Eukaryota; Metazoa; Chordata; Actinopteri; Salmoniformes; Salmonidae
Source: the annotation of a GenBank genome assembly
AUGAAAGCUCCUCCUCAUUUCCAUGAGAUAGGGUCACCCCUGGUGAACUGGCGUCAGCUGCCCUGCUUUGAUGUGGCAGCCGUGGUAACAGAGAAAUGGACAGGGCCCCAAGGGCAGAUAGACUCACUACACCAGGGGAAGCUGAAGGAAACUGACCUGCUACUGUUUGUGUGUGUGUGUGUGUGUGUGUGUGUGUCUGUGUGUGUGUGUGUGUGUGUGUGUGUGUGUGUGUGUGUGUGUGUGUGUGUGUGUGUGUGUGUGUGUGUGUGUGUGUGUGUGUGUGUGUGUGUGUGUGUGUGUGUGUGUGUGUGUGUGUGUGUGUGUGUGUGUGAUGUAAGAAGGGGAACAUUCCCUACAGAGCCCCUACAAGCAUUGCUCCACCAGGUCAUAAAGCAGUAUGUUAGAAAUGUUCAUCUCAUUAGCCGGCUCUGAGGCCUGGACCUGGACUUCUAAUUAGCAUGGACUGAAGUCCUACAUUACUAGUCCUAUGUUAUGUACAUGUUGUUAUUUACAUGUUAUGUUAUGUACUGAGGUGUUAUACAUGCUAUUACACCCCCUAUUGUUUUAGAGUGUUUGAUAUGUCAUUUGUGAGCACUAUUAGUAAUUAUUAUUCCUAUUAGUAGCGCAUUUGUAAACAGUGAACAGCAUGGACAGAGGGACUAGACUACAGUAAUCUACUCUUAAGGGACGUCACAUUACUGUGAUGACACUAAUUAGAAAAUAAUUUCGUUAUCAGUCUCUGUGGGGUCAGACACUAACCUGGUGGCCCAUAUUUAUUUCUCUCUUUGUCUUCUCUCGCUCUCUUUCUCUCUUUCUUACUUUCUUUCUUUCUUUCUCUUUCUCCGUUUUUUUUCUGUGAGCAUUCCGUAAUCAGGUCUGUGUUUCUGCUGGUAGAUGUGAUAAAAACUAUUUCAGGAACGCGCUUCCCUAAUCCACACCCGUAAGCUGGGCAUGUUUCCGUGGCAACUCCAAGUGACUAAAAGUGUCUACUGGAGGAAGCUUUCCGGAACAGUCAUGACUCCUCCUGGGUAUUUAAACCCUUUCUUCCCUCCCCGAGCAUUGUCAUCUGCAGACUCCAGACUGGUCAAAAGGAGUGCACUAUGUAGGGAAUGGGGUUCCAUUUGGGACCCAGAUUGGCUUGAAGUACAUUACAGAGUAGAGUCUGUGGGGGUUGGGGUUGGGGUUGAAGGGGCAACAGGUAGCAAGGUAAUUGUUUAUCUGGCAGUCGGUUGAGUUCAUAAAAGGGCACUUCACAGAAGUACCAUUGUGCCACAUGAAAAGAAAGCCUGUGAAGUGUGGCGCUGGGAUGACAGACGAGCGUCAUUGGCGUGGAGUCUCUCUCUCUUUCUCCUUCUCACUCUGUCUCUCUCUCUGUCCCUCUUUCUCUCUCCCUCUCUCUCCUCUCUCCCCUGCUCUCUCUCUCUCCCCCCUUCUCUCUCUCUCUGUCUCUUUGUCUCUCUCCCUCAGUGAUUUGUAGUGUGGCCAUCAGAGCUUUGACAGCUGGUAAUGGAUGUCUCCUGGCAACGGACACACUCCCACACUGCUUAGCGGUGGCGUGCGAGUCCCUCAGCCUCCGCUCGAUGCUGUUCCCUUUUCUUCCUGUGUGGGAAGGGGAGGGUGGGGUGGGGUAGGGUGACAGACUGUGACCAUGUUUAGUUCACUCUGUUUGUGAGUUUGUCUGUGUUUACUUCACUGUGGGUGUGACGUGCGUGUGACACUGUAUGACACUAAUGUAUACACUGUUUCAGUGACUUGAUGUGAAUCUGGUCCAACCCAAACUGGACCAUUUUGUCUGUUAUAAGUCAAGUUUUAUUUGUAGUGCAUUUCACAUCUCAAUACACUUUACAAAAAAUAUGAGCUCUUCCUGAAUGUGUGGUCCCCUAUGGUGAAGUCCUAUAGGUGUCCUUUGACCCCUGGGUGGUCUGAUUUAACCCCAUCAUCUCAUUGUGUCUGCUUGAGAUUAGCUGGCUGUAACACUAGGUUAAUACCUAGAAGAGGGCUUCUGACUGUCCUGCAAUAUACCGUAUACAUAAUAUACACUGUAUUGUACUGCACCCUGUACAGUAUCUCUUCUGGUUUGAUAUGCUUUAUUCUAUCCAGCAUUACCAGUAGUUCCUGGUAAUAAGUUAGUGAAGAUAGUAGUCCCCUGUAACUCAGUUGGUAGAGCAUGGUGCUUACAACACCAGGGUUGUGGGUUCGUUUCCCACAGGGGGCCAGUUUGAAAAUGUAUGCACUCACUAACUGUAAGUCGCUCUGGAUAAGAGCGUCUGCUAAAUGACUAAAAUGUAAAUGUAAGAUAAAGUUUCAAAUGAGUGGUAGUUGGAGUACGUACCAGUCCUGAUCUUUAAGAAUACAUUUUUUUUUUACGAUUUAAAAUUGUGGCCAUUGUGGCAGUUUUGUCAAUGUUGCAGUGCUGAGAGAGAAGUGAUCAUUGCUUUAACUUACCAUCCGAUACACUUACCCCUCCCUCUGUUUCCACUCUGUUGCCUUGGAUAUCAUGGUGUCCAUUGUAUGGAUGUAUAGAUGAUUUACUAUUUAUGUUUUUAGAAAGUAUUGUAUAGUGCGUAGUCGUCUGUUGAUUUUACAUCCAGUUUCAUCUUUGGUAUCAGUUUGUUGUUGAUUUGACAUCCAGUCUAGUCUCAACUGUUCUCAACAGUUCUCAACUGUUCUCACCUCUCACAACAGCUUUUUAAAGCUCAUGACUUAGAGCAGGGUUUCUUCAACUUUUUCAGCCUGGAACCCAAAUGAGAAAUUCAGUGUUCAGUAAUUUCAAAUGUUGCCAUUUUGCGUAGAGAAAAUGUAGCGGUUUUACAGGAAGUUUUCUGCAAUUCUACAAAUCAUGCCAUGGGGCGGAGAGAACAUUUAGCAUUUUAUAACACAUUUCAUGCAAUUCUGCUCAUUUUGCAAUGGGACAGAGAGAAAAACAUUUCAGUUUUACAGCUAAUUUCCUGCAAUUCUAUCCACUUUGGAUCGCGACCCCUACUUUAAGAAAGGCUAACUUAGAGGGUGUAAAAUCAAGUGGCGUUUAACCGACACCUCAGAGCUACCAAUGGGCCUGACUGAGAGAAAGGUAUGUGUUGGAUGGAGAAUAGCUGGAAGUAGUGGGCUACUGCCUAUUGUGUGUAAAUGCUAAAUUUGGCUUUGACUUCCCAGUAGUUGUGUUUUGGGGCCUGCUUUCAGUCACCACCAUCUGCUUUAACACCCAUUUACACAUUACAUUACUGUAAAUGUUUGCGCUUGGCAUUGAUACAGUUGAAGUCGGAAGUUUACAUACACUUAGGUUGGAGUCAUUAAAACUUGUUUUUCAAACACUCCACAAAUUUCUUGUUAACAAACUAUAGUUUUGGCAAGUCGGUUAGGACAUCUACUUUGUGCAUGACACAAGUAAUUUUUCCAGCAAUUGUUUACAGACAGAUUAUUUCAUUUAUAAUUCACUUGAUCACAAUUCCAGUGGGUCAGAAGUUUACAUACACUAAGUUGACUGUGCCUUUAAACAGCUUGGAAAAUUCCAGAAAAUGAUGUCAUGGCUUUAGAAGCUUCUGAUAGGUUAAUUGACAUCAUUUGAGUCAAUUGGAGGUGUACCUGUGGAUGUAUUUCAAGGCCUACCUUCAUACUCAGUGCCUCUUUGCUUGACAUCAUGGGAAAAUCAAAAGAAAUCAACCAAGACCUGUACAAACAAUAGUACGCAAGUAUAAACACCAUGGGACCACGCAGCCGUCAUACCGCUCAGGAAGGAGACACAUUCUGUCUCCUAGAGAUUAACGUACUUUGGUGCGAAAAGUGCAAAUCAAUCCCAGAACAACAGCAAAGGACCUUGUGAAGAUGCUGGAGGAAACAAACGUAUCUAUAUCCACAGUAAAACAAGUCCUAUAUUAACAUAACCUGAAAGGCCGCUCAGCAAGGAAGAAGCCACUGCUCCGAAACCGCCAUAAAAAAGCCAGACUACGGUUUGCAACUGCACAUGGGCACAAAGAUCGUACUUUUUGGAGAAAUGUCCUCUGGUCUGAUGAAACAAAAAUAGAACUGUUUGGCCAUAAUGACCAUCGUUAUGUUUGGAGGAAAAAGGGGGACCUUGCAAGCCGAAGUACACCAUCCCAACCGUGAAGCACGGGGGUGGCAGCAUCAUGCUGUGGGGGUGCUUUUCUGCAGGAGGGACUGGUGCACUUCACAAAAUAGAUGGCAUCAUGAGGAAGGAAAAUUAUGUGGAUAUAUUGAAGCAACAUCUCAAGACAUCAGUCAGGAAGUUAAAGCUUGGUCGCAAAUGUGUCUUCCAAAUGGACAAAGUUGUGGCAAAAUGGCUUUGACAAAGUCAAGGUAUUGGAGUGGCCAUCACAAAGCCCUGACCUCAAUCCUAUAGAAUAUUUGUGGGCAGAACUGAAAAAUGGUGUGCGAGCAAGGAGGCCUACAAACCUGACUCAGUCACACCAGCUCUGUCAGGAGGAAUGGGCCAAAAUUCACCCAACUUAUUGUGGGAAGCUUGUGGAAGGCUACCCGAAAUGUUUCACCCAAGUUAAACAAUUUAAAGGCAAUGCUACCAAAUACUAAUUGAGUGUAUGUAAACUUCUGACCCACUGGGAAUGUGAUGAAAGAAAUAAAAGCUGAAAUAAAUAAUUCUCUCUACUAUUAUUUUGACAUUUCACAUUCUUAAAAUAAAGUGGUGAUCCUAACUGACCUAAGACAGGGAAUUUAGGAUUAAAUGUCAGGAAUUGUGAAAAACUGAGUUUAAAUGUAUUUAGCUAAGGUGUAUGUAAACUUCCGACUUCAACUGUAUAUCUUAGAUAGGUAGUCCAUUCCAGUCAUUGGCCUGCCUUGUCCAGGAUCACACUGGAUGAUCUAUGGUUAGCCUACUCUUUUGUUCAGGUUGCCAGGGUGAUUUCUUAUGUUUGGAAUCUGUAUGGUUGUUUUCCAGUGCAAUGGACCAUAUAUUAGGUUGCCAGGUUUUAGUUAGCAACCACAUUGCUAGGCUUCAUUAUUGUGUAUUUAUCAGGUUUCUGCUAAGACGCUGGUCUGAACACAACACAUUUUCUCAGGCAUGUCUGCAUCGCCAAGGCUCACUGGCAAAUCUAUGCGAAGGAAUCUAACCAAUGGGCAGAAUGUUUUAAUUUGGUUACCAAGAGAUAAAACUGUACUGUGAUGCACUGUGGUGAUACACCCAGAAUGUACAGCAUGAGGGGAGAAGACUCUUACUCAUAGCUAUGUCAUCAUAUCAUCAUAUAAAGGUAGAGGGAUGGGCAUAUCUGACAGAUAUCUAAUUAUAAGAUCAUACUGUUGACUUCUUGCAUCUUGCACUGUGAAUAAAAGGGGGUAAUUAAAUCUUGUGUUUUCUCAUUAGUCUUUGUUGGGUUUAAUCUCUGGUAAUCAACUAAGACCCUUGGGUCUAUCUUCUUUCAUUAUUAAUCUACAUGAGCUACUAACAGAUUGAUACAGUACUGUAGGCUACAUCUGUGUUUUGCAGCAUUGGUCCCACACUGGUCUAGUUCCGGGAGCCGUUUUCUGGUUUCGGUCACCUUGCCUUGUUAUCAUCAUAACCAAUAAAAUGUAUAUUACAGCUGUGAUCAUAAAAGCCUUUCUCUCAGUCCACCACCCAUCCUAUCAGAUAACUCUGUAUUUAUUCAAUCCACUCCCUCAUACCACAUGUACCACUUGUGUGAGGAAGGGGAUGUACGUGUGUGUGUGUGUGUGUGUGUGUGUGUGUGUGUGUGUGUGUGUGUGUGUGUGUGUGUGUGUGUGUGUAUGUGAUGAAAGAGUCUGUGCAUACAAGUGUGUUCUCUAUCUCAAAUACGGAUGGCCAUUAUGUUCGGCCUCGACAGGUGUGUGUGUGUGUGCUCUCUGGUCAUUUUUCAUCUGUAAAUGGGUUUUGGUUACCAAGCGACAGAGCCAUUAGGUCACACGAGGCAAUGUACACUCUGGUGUGUACGGUGUGUUCCUGGAAAAUAAUUGAAUCACAAACAGAAUCAGAUAUUCGUUUUGGUUUCCCCCCCACUUCCUCCUGCAUCUCUGCUGCCUGGUACGGUAGGAGCAACACAGGGUUUGUAUAAGGCGUUAGACAACCACUGCCAUCUGCCUAAGUCGCAUCCCAAAUGGCAUCCUGUAUUGACCAGUGUCAAAAGUAGUGCACUAUGUAGGGAAUAGGAUGCCAUUUGGGAUGCAGCCCUGUUGUACAUGUAUUCCCUCUCUACUCUAGCAGGAGGAGGGAAUAGAAAAGGAUGUAUUCAGCCAAUGCAUACAGAUGAGGACCCAGCUCUGCGGCUCGGGGUAAACAGGCUGAGGCAGUAUUCUAUCAAAGGCCUCCUGCUGGGUGUGCUGCUCCUCAAGCUGCUGUGAAGCUGCCUGUGUUCUCCUCCAAACACAAAGAGACCAGAGCAGAUUGGGUUUAACAGCACCGUGGACAGGCGUCAGCACAACACGCUAAGAUAAAUAAGACGCUGAGUCCUCUUUGAAGAGACGGGUAAUGAACUUGGAUAAACACAACACUGACCUAUUACGUGAUGCAGUGAGUGGCAUUUGAGGUACGUCAGUAAGAGGAUGAUUGUGUACUUGUCUUUUGUCACGCUUAUGACGUGAUGCACCUUUGUAUGUCUUUGUGACACAACUGGAAUGGUGAUCUCAGCUAAAGCUAAAGCAAACGCCACAAUGACUUUUCAUCACGAAGCUCAAACACUGAACUCUUUUGGUAUUUAGAUUCCAGUGCUUUUGCAGAUUGGAAUGCAUGCUGUAAACCAGGGCUAUUCAACUGCAUUCCUGGAGGGCCCAAACACGUCUGUUUUUUGAUAGUUCAAUUCAUUCAUCAGUCUCAGGUCUAUGUCAUCUCUGAUUAUAGGGGGAAAAUGAACACCAGAAGAGUAACUGGCCUCGAAGGCCAAGGUUUAAGACUUUUGGUUGAGACCACAGGCUUUGACUCCCUAACCUUUGACCUUAACAUAACAGGUCUGUUUCUCUGUUUCAGUAUUGCAGGUUUGGGGUGUUUUGCAGAGUGUGUAUGGGGCACAUGAAGCUCAUGACUGUAUGUUUGUAGUGUUAUCUGUUUCUGUAGGGGCAGAGUCCAACACCUCAACUCCUGGCACACAUGGCAGCUCUGGGCCCACAGAUACAUCCAUGACCCCAGGAGAUAGAUCCACCACCCUCUUAUCCACAAAGACCCCAGUCUCCACUGAACCCAUCUCCACCACCACAGACAGAGCCACCACCACCAUCCAGGACCCCUCAACUGUCCUCACUAGCACUGAGGGCACCUCACCCACAACAGCAGCCAUCUCUAAAACUGAAGAGGUCUCUACUACAACAGACCGGACCUCAAAUUCUGAUACGACAGAGUCUACACGAGCAGUCAGCACCACUGCGACAGAAACCAUAACUAUCUCGUCAGUCAGCAUAGCAGAGAUUACUUCCUCCCACAAGACCACAGCGUACACUGUCACUUCCCCUGAGUCGACGGAAAAAGACAGUCCAUCUACAGACAGCGGCACGACACCACCUGACCUUAGCAGAGGUGUCUCUCUGUCUACCACGGAACAUAACGGAACCUCCUCCUCUGUCACCACUGAGACAGGCCGUACCUCAGCUGAUGUCCCCACAGAGUCAAACACAACUCCAGACAUUGUCCCAACCAGCAGCACCAAAGAGCCAGGCAAACAUGAAACAACAGCUAUCAAUACAGCUACCACAGAUACAGGUACCAAAGACAGUGAGAUCACAGGUACAGGGAUCACAAAGACCACCAUCCCACCAACUGGUCAGACCUCUCUCCCAGUAACAGAGGGUAGUACCCUGUCUUCUACACACUCCGCCGCUACUACAAAGGGCCCUGAGACCUCUCUCCCAGUAUCACAUAGUACCCUGCCCUCUUCCUCGACCAGCGCCAAUACAGAGGGCUCCCAGAUCCCCACUACAAAGGGCCCUGAGACCUCUUUCCCAGCAUUCCAUAGUACCCUGCCCUCUUCCUCGACCAGCGCCAAUACAGAGGGCUCCCAGAUCCCCACUACAAAGGGCAAUGUGACCUCUCUCCCAGCAUUCCAUAGUACCCUGCCCUCUUCCUCGACCAGCGCCAAUACAGAGGGCUCCCAGAUCCCCACUACAAAAGGCAAUGUGACCUCUCUCCCAGUAUUCCAUAGUACCCUGCCCUCUUCCUCGACCAGCGCCAAUACAGAGGGCUCCCAGAUCCCCACUACAAAAGGCAAUGUGACCUCUCUCCCAGCAUUCCAUAGUACCUUGCCCUCUUCCUUGACCACCGCCAAUACAGAUGGCUCCCAGACCCCCACUACAAAGGGCAAUGUGACCUCUCUCCCAGCAUUCCAUAGCACCUUGCCCUCUUCCUCGACCACUGCCAAUACAGAGGGCUCCCAGGUCCCCACUACAAAGGGCCCUGAGACCUCUCUCCCAGUAUUCCAUAGUACCUUGCCCUCUUCCUUGACCACCGCCAAUACAGAUGGCUCCCAGGUCCCCAUUACAAAGGGCAAUGUGACCUCUCUCCCAGCAUUCCAUAGUACCUUGCCCUCUUCCUUGACCACCGCCAAUACAGAUGGCUCCCAGGUCCCCAUUACAAAGGGCAAUGUGACCUCUCUCCCAGCAUUCCAUAGCACCCUGCCCUCUUCCUCGACCACUGCCAAUACAGAGGGCUCCCAGGUCCCCACUACAAACGGCAAUGUGACCUCUCUCCCAGUAUUCCAUAGUACCUUGCCCUCUUUCUCGACCACCGCCAAUACAGAGGGCUCCCAGACCCCCACUACAAAGGGCGCUGUGACCUCUCUCCCAAUGACAGAUAGCACCCCGUCCUCAACCCCCACCGAUACCAUUACAGGGAGCCCUCAUACAGACAAAACCAAUGGAACAGAGGGGACUACCGAUUCUACAACCACAACUGGCACUCCAGCCUCGCCCCCCACCUCCAGCCCACCCUCUCCAGGCUCAACCCAAACCCCAGGCAGCAGCACUGCUGCCCCCAUAGACACCUCCACCACCACCCCUGCCCCCUCACCCACCAUCACACCUACAGGAGGUACGCUUCAAGAUUUCAUUGUCCGGGUCAUUUGUUGUAAACAUGAUUGUGUCUGUGUUAUAUCUGAAGGAGGACUAAAUUGAAUGCAGCAAACUGAUUAAAAACAAAUAUAUUAUCUUCACUGUGAGAUGUUAAUCAAUGUUGAAGCUUCCUUUCUAAUUUGAUCUUUGUCAUGUCUUCUUUCCUUCUUUUUUUUUUACCACAGAAACUCCUGGACAACCAACUAGCAAAACUAGUGAGAGCCCACUUCCUCCUUUCCACACCUCCACCUCCCCUAUUGGUGGAAGCACCACCCAGCCAGAGUCAGCCAUCACUGCUGCCACCUCCCUGCCUCCACCAAUCUCCAUAGUGUGUCCCUCCACUCCCUGUCCAUACAAUAGCAUCUGUCUCAGUGGCACCUGCCAGUGUGUGUCUGGGACCUUCCUCUUAGAGGGCAGCUGUGUACCAGGUUAGUGCUAGUUGUUAGUGUUAUAAUGAAGACAAUGAUGGUGAUGAUGCUGAGGAUGAUGCUGAUAAUGGCGAUGGUGGUGGGGAUGAUGGUGAUGAUAUUUUCCCCUUCAUUUUCAGCCCAAGUGUUCUCUGGAGAACUACAUUUCAGCCAGACAUUUCAGGUAGAAAUGAGCAACCGGUCAUCAGUGAUAUUUCAGCAAACAGCAGCCAAGAUCUCAGAUGCAGUAGGUCCUUCAGUCACAAAGCCCAGUAGUUACAACGUAUUCUCCUCUCAGAGCUACAGAGGGGGACAAUAAUCCUCUCUUAUCUUAUCUUAUUUUUAGCUGAGAGGAGCCUUGGAAAACAUGUCUGGAUACAACCAAACUGAUGUUGUGCUGCUUAGGUAAGAUUCUCUACGCUACAUUGUCAAGAAUGGUUGUUAUCCAAUGUAUAUCCCACUGGGCACAGACAUAAUUUCAACAUCUUUUCCACAACGUUGAUUCAACCAGUGUGUGCCCAGUGGGAUUUGUUGUGAUGACCAGGACAUUGGUUUGACCAUACAUUUUAUCAGCUGGUUUAUAAUCGUGAUUAUGUAUGGUCUUUGUGACCCUACAGGCAAGGCAGUGUGAUAGCGACCGUGAACAACGUGUUUAAACUAGGUUCCAGUGCCACCCAGACUUCGACCGUUGCCGCUAUAGAGAAAGCCAUACAAGUAUGUGGGACGACCUGUGGGACUGUACUGGACAGAGCUACAUUUACCGGUGGGUACUGUGUAUUACUGUUCACCCUGUGUAGAAGGAGUGACCAGCAGGGAGAUUCUUACUACCUGAGAGCUUUAACCAUACUUUCUAUUCAUUAAAAUAAUAGGUAGAUAGGUACUCUAUUAUACCAGAGGGAGAAUGUAAUGGCAAAGAACAGUAGACUAAAAUACUGACAUUCUUGUACUUCUGUAGACAUAAAACAAAGUGCCAUAAAACAGGAAGUACCAUUACAUAGUGUCAUUAUCCUGACUGGAGUGUGUCCCUGUCCUUUUCCCAGCCACCAACCUAUGUGAUCAGACCCCCCUACCGUGUGAUGUCCCCUCUACUACUUGUGAGUACAAAGAUGGAGUGACCAGAUGCUUCUGUAAAGCUGGCUACAUCAACAGCCUCUACUCAAACCGCAGCUGCACAGGUGAGUACAAACCUGUCUCUUAUGGGUUUAUGCUCAUUGAAAGGUUAUUCGAGAUAGGAGUCGUGAUUAUAUAUAUUAGUAGUCUUUGUGUUUGUACGUACUGAGUGCAUUGGAAUGUUACACAAGAUACAAGUUAACAGCUUAGCUACCGUAUAAUGGAGCUGCUGAAUACAUUCCAUUUCAUAGAGAGAGAUGAGCAAAGGAGAUACAAACAGACAGACAGAGGCAGACUCAGAGCAAGGUCAAGUACACUUGGCUUAGCUUCAGUGUGAACAAAAUGGGAAAGUUACCAUCAAAAGAAUGCAUUUGCGUUCAUUAAAAUACUUUUGUGUGUCUGUGUGUGAGAGAGAGAGAGAGAGAGAGAGAGAGAGAGAGAGAGAGAGAGAGAGAGAGAGAGAGAGAGAGAGAGAGAGAGAGAGAGAGAGAGAGAGAGAGAGAGGAGAGAGAGAGAGAGAGAGAGAGAGUCAAGUUCUGUGUAGAUGUUUCUCCUCUCUGACCCAUGGCACUAUAUAUCUCUUUAAUGUAUUUGUCUGCAAAGGGGGCGUUGCCCUGGAAACCAGUUGAAGAAUCAUGGUCACUAUCUGCCGAGCCAGGGGCUGGAUUAGUUUUGUCCAGCAGGGCAGUUAUUGGAUGGGGAGAACUACUAAACAAUAAGUAAUGUAGAUGACCGUACUCCCCACGGCCCCAUGGUAAACUACACAUACUGUGUAGCCUGUUCCUCAAAUCUAAAAUGGUACAUGCUGAUGUUACAGCAUAUAGCAUCUUCUCUAAGAGCAAGUGUUUGUUAUGUGGCUUAUUCAGCUAAUUUAUUGAGCAAACAUUGGUGAGCUUCUCCUGGUCUCCUCUGUGAUAGCGGAGCUACAGUACACAGAGUGGGUGAUAAGAUCACAGUGUUCCCAUGUUAGUUCCUCUCUGUGACACUGUGACAUCACUGUCUCCAUAGAGAUCCUAUAAUUCACAUUGUUCUAUAUUUAUAUUUGGCUGUCUCUCUCAUGUUUCCUCUUUCUCCAUAGCCUGUCCCAGUGGUCAAAGGGCAGAGGGAGACACAUGUGUGCCGUGAGUAUUUUAAUUUAAUCUCUUUUUGUUUGGUUGAGACAGGCAGAGUUCCCUUGUUGAAAUUGCAUUAAAGCAUAGUAGAUAGCUGCAAAUAACUAGCGCCCCCUUGUGCCCUUACUGUGUAAUUGCACCAGGAACUACUGUGACCUAAGACAAUGUAUUGUGGUUAGAUUAUAUGAAAUGUGUAUCAUGUUUGCUAUUAUUGUUCUAUUCCAGAUGCCCGUUUGGCUACGCUGGAUUCAACUGCACUGACUGUAAGUUGCACUAAAGCUCCUCUUUCUUAACCAAAUGGGUCCAGAGAUUUUAUAAAAGUUAGUGUGGUGUUUGUAUUUCCAAGUUAUCUGAAGUGUGUUCGUGUGUUCUCUCUCUAUGUAGCGGCUCUGUUGGCAGUGGUGGUCAUCGCCUGUGUACUGGGGGGAGUCCUUAUCAUCAUGCUGCUGGCCCUGUUUGCGUACUGCUGCUGGUAAGAAUAUAAAACCCUCCCCUCCCCUCCCGUCCCGUCCCGUCCCCUCCCCUCCCCUCCCCUCCCCUCCCCUCCCCUCCCCUCCCUCCCUCCCUCCCUCCUCUCCUCUCCUCUCCUCUCCUCUCCUCUCCUCUCCUCUCCUCUCCUAACCAUUACUCUUAGCUGCACCCCUGGUUCUACACCAACCCUACAAAAUCUUGACGUUAUUUCUCUCACCAAAUUGUAUCAUCAGAUAGACUUACAGAUAUAGGGCUGUACAUUCACAUUGUCCUAUCUGUGUGUCUCGGAGGUGCCGGUCGCAGUCGGUGAAUAAGCCUUCAGCAGACUUCAGCAGCCCGUACCCUGUGGAGGACUUCCAGGGCCCCUGGUCCACCACCCAAGGCAUCACCCCGAUCCCCCGAGCCAACACCAACUGGGACUCAGCCCCCAUGGAGAUGACCGAGGGGGGUGGAACACACGACAAGAAUCCCCACACCAACGGAGCGGUGAGUCACUUGUGAUUAAGCCUGUAUUCUUCUGGCCUAAUGUAUUCUAGACCAUAUGGAGACUUAUUGCUAGAUAAACCUCUCGCUUGUACAUUGCCCCAAAUUGUAAUUGUCCUGUCUGCUUUCCUCUCACUGCGUUUGUCCUCUGGAAACCUAAUACGCUAACUCCAAGAUCUUCUCUGUCUUGUGUAACAUAUUUAAGAUGCUUUGAGAUUUUAACUCCUUAAAUGCUGUGUGGUGCUUGUUAUUUAACUCCUAUAUUACGUGCGUAAAUCGUAUGUAAUAUUUGAGUUGCUUGUUGUGCUAUAACUGUAGCUGUCGUAGUGGAGAGUUAAUGUUUGCUAGUGUUUAUGUUAGCGAGUUAGUUAGCAUGUAUGUGUUCCUUCCCUUCCUUGCCUGACUCCCAGUGUGUUGCUUUAGGGAUUCCACAUCAUGCAUAAACGGGGGAAGAAGGUAAGGUUCUAAGUCUAGUAAUGCUUUGCUUUCCCUCUCCUUACUAAUCAAGCCUAUAACCUAUGCUCAUGAUUUUACUAAACCUUUGACCUGGUGAUGGGAAAGAUUGAAACUUAAUGAACGCUUGGUGGAAUAGUCAAUAGCUUCCAAUACCUUAUGUGAUCCACCAUUUGGUUUAUGAGGAAAAUAACUCUUAUUGGGUUUCAAUAGUUCAAAAUAUACCGGGAACACAAGCGUUCAUGAAUGGUCAGUUUUGUCAUCUUAAUUUCAUGUAUGUUGCUGUUUGAUUUGUGUGUUUGUGUGUGUGUCUGCAUGUGUCUGUGUGUGUGCAUGUGUGUCUGCGUGUUCUCUGACAUUCCCGCCUGUCAAUGUUUCAGACCGGGUCGUAUGACCUGUCCUCAGACAGCAUGAACACGUUCAAGGGGAAGAACCAGUCUCGCUACUCCUACCUGGUGCAGGGCCACGAGAACCCUUACUUCAUACCUGCAGAAGAGAGGAGACCCGUAUGAGAACCUCAGUGACGUCUGGAGACAAGGACCCGUAUUCACAAAGCAUCUUAGAGCAGAAAUACUGAUCUAGGAUCAUUUUUGCCUUCUUAAAUCAUAAUGACUAAAAAGGGAAGACCUGAUCCUAGAUCAGCACUCCUACUCUGAGAUGCU